UCCAACUUUUUGACACUGAGAUCAGAACAUAAUGAGCUACCAGCUAUUGAGCCGACUUUCUCAAAGGCGGCCAUUUCCUCAGAAAUGCGGGAUUCUACCCAUUUUGGUAUCCCUGCCUAAUGCCGUAGACGCUUGGAAUUGGCGAACAUGUCAUCCUGUACGCCGCUUUUCACCAUGUACCACCGUACGAAGCAACUUGACGGAAUCAGAAGAUAUUGAGCUUUGGAUAAGUCGAUUUUCAAAAGAUAGCAUACCGAGAGAGCAACUGGAGGUAUCCUUCUCUCGGAGUAGCGGACCUGGAGGGCAGAAUGUCAACAAAGUAAAUACAAAGGUAGACAUGCGCUUUCCAAUCAAGUAUGCACAAUGGCUGCCACCCGAAGUCAAGGCAAAACUACGUGAACAGAACGCAAACAGGAUCAACAAAAAGCUAGAGUUUGUCGUCAGUUCUGAUCGACAUCGAAAUCAACAUCAGAACUUUGAAGAGUGCCUAAGCAAGCUCUAUACAGCCAUAGUCGAAGCAGCAGAAGAGUUGGUACCAAGAGGCCCUAGCGAGGAAACAUUGAAGCGGAUAGAGGAAUUUAAGGAGAUUGAAAGAGAGAAGAAAAUGAAGGCAAAAGAGCGGCAUGCUCAAAAGAAAGCCAGCCGGCGACGAGGAAAAGAUGACUAUUGAGAUUUGUUGGGGCGCGCGGCACUCUAUUUAUGCAGUCAACUCUUCAUGUACAUAGUUGGUGCGGUGCAGUUAGACGAGUGAGUGUAGAUGUGGGUAUAGAUGACAGUUAUUUGAAUAAUAUUUACAUGCUAUAUUUUUACAUCCGCAAAGGAGAA
Molecule: messenger RNA, 825 nt
Organism: Spizellomyces punctatus DAOM BR117
Lineage: Eukaryota; Fungi; Chytridiomycota; Chytridiomycetes; Spizellomycetales; Spizellomycetaceae
Exons: 5
Coding region: 32-670 (212 amino acids)
Biological process (GO): mitochondrial translational termination
Cellular component (GO): mitochondrial large ribosomal subunit
Molecular function (GO): translation release factor activity
Source: RefSeq, a predicted model, not a curated record